Messenger RNA from Aphanomyces astaci, 4247 nucleotides. RefSeq lists its product as hypothetical. NCBI's taxonomy places the organism in Eukaryota, Oomycota, Saprolegniomycetes, Saprolegniales, Verrucalvaceae. Gene Ontology annotation, molecular function: chloride channel activity; protein binding. Gene Ontology annotation, biological process: chloride transmembrane transport. The record is from RefSeq and is a predicted model, not a curated record. The transcript is spliced from 10 exons. Bases 15 to 2933 code for a protein of 972 amino acids.
GAUUCCGCACAUGCAUGGAUCUCCUGGAAGCGUGCGAGAAUGGCAACGAAGAACGUGUGGUUGAAAUCCUCUUGGAGGCAGGACCGACAAAAGCCCCCGCAAUGCUACAACAGGUGGACCAAGCAGGACGGAGUGCGCUGCAUGCGGCGUGCAUCGGUGGUCAACUGAGUGUCGUGCGCCUCCUUCUAGGCCGCGAGUGCCAAGUGUUUUUCCCUGGGCGAAGUCGAGAAGAUGCCGAAGACUUGCUUGUUCCCUGUGGGCCCAACGUUAAGGUAGUCAUGAAACGCAAGGAAGACGCACACGUGCCCUCCGCACUCCUUCAGCUACCGCGUGAGGUAGUAGUCCAAGCCAAGGACCUCGCCAAUGGAAUCAUGUACUUGGAUUACUAUGGCAACGCCCCCAUCCAAUGCAUCAGUUGCUUUGGCUGUGGCACGGAAAUGAAGCACGUUCGAGACAGCGUCGAAAUAGCCGCUGAGCUAUUGCGAAGUGGGUGCCAGUGUAAUACAAGUAAAACCGCCAACAACUGGACGCCUCUCCACUGGAGUGCGUUCAACGGCCAUCACGACCUCACGGCGUUGCUGCUCAACCCCCAACUGUGCUGUGACGAGCACAACAACGUCGUGUCCGCCGUCCAGUUUGCCGUGCCGUUGGUGUGCUCGGAAGGGUUAUAUCCUGUGGACGUCGCUGGUCGCAUGGGGCUUCAGCUGCGCGAUGAGAUGGCAGCGUGGAAGCAGUCUUUAGCCAACGAGGCGACUACUUUCGAUGGCUUUGAGAUCGAUUACCGCGACUGGCGCCUUCACUUGGACCACGUUUUGGUCGUAAAAGAGUUUGUUCGAGAUUACGUCGCCCAAGCCCAUCAUCCGUACCAGUACGCCCAGCGUCUUGCCAAAUGCGUCGAAGUGUCCAGCUCGAAAACGAAGCCCCGCCGCAAACGACCUGUCCCAUUUACUGAAGCGGACAUUGUGCGGUAUGGCCAGCACUUGCUGUACUGGUGUGCCGGGCUCAACAUGCUGGAUGAGGCCAUCGUACUGCUGAACUUGACGUUUCAAAACGACACAACGACUACUGCCUCGACGACGACAAGUCGACUGGCGCCGCUGUAUCCCAUCCAGUAUGAAGACUGCAAGUCCCAGUCGGCUCUGCACUUGGCAUGCAUCAUGGGACAUACUACCAUGGUACAUACUCUCCUGACGCGAGUGAUUGCAUUGUACACUUCGUCAGUCAGUCUAGCCAAAACUCCAUCAAGUACUUUACCGAGCAAAGUCCACCCGGUACUACGCGGCAUCUCGGCUAAGGACAUUCCAUUCACGGCGCUCGCGGGGUGGCUUAACCACCGCCUCGAAACCCCCUUGUACCUGGCGGGCCUGUACAAUCGCGCCGACGUCGCGACGUCGCUCCUGUCCAUCUUGCCGCCAGCCACCGUCCAAACCGAACUCCAUGUCCAGAACAUCGAAGGCUCCACGCUGAGCGACAUGGCCAACGACGCCGUGCGCACUGCGCUCAACUUGGCCACGACGGCGUUGUUUCCCCACGAGUAUGUGCUGGUGUUUCGACGAAAAUACAGGCUCUUCCGCAAGACCCUCCAGGAUGUGCUCGAAGAAGAGAGCUCCCGCGCGCCGUCGCUGUUGGCAGCAUCGGUCGGGUCGACCCAGCAACUUCGGUGGUGGCGUGACCCUGUCUGGUUUGACUACUUGGCGGUGGGAGCGACGGACGUUGUGUUGGCCCAAAAAGCCGAACACAUGCAGCUCAUGCACCGGCGCCGCGGGUCCAGCCAAAUGCACGUGUUUCACGCGUCGGACAAGCACGAAUUUGAGCCAUUUCGGUCACUUCAGCGGCAAUUGGUCGUGUUCAACUUGAUCCGAGACAACGUCAACUUGAAGCGCCAUUUGCAACGUGGAACGAUCUUCGACCUCUUUCCCCUGCACGACGUCGUGGGCCACAACGCCAUCGCAGCCCACUGGGUCCUCGGGCAUGGCGGUCGCUGGAAGGUUCAGCCGUGGCACGGGCUUCGCCAGUAUUUAUUCGAGACCCCUACCCACACUUACGACAUGCUGUGGCCCCUUCGAUUGUAUUUUGGAGACAAACAUGCCUUGUACAUUGCAUGGAUUCAGUUCUACACGUCGUAUUUGCUUGUCGUGGCAGUUCCGUGCUUAAUUGUCGAGAUACUGUGGGCCAUCCAGGCGUUGCCGUCUGCAGUGCCCCCUUUAGUCAUGCUCGUACUCGUGUGGAUCACGUUUUUGGUCGAGCGGUGGAAGCGAAAGCGUGCUGAAAUGUUGUGCAACUGGGGGCUUCCCGCCCCCGACGGCGGGAGCGCAGGGGGGCUUGUGAGCGCCGAGUUCCACGGAGAUUUUGUCGUUGACACCGCCACAAACGAGCGGAUCGUGGAAUUCCCCAUGUCGGUGCGCACGCUUCGCAUCUACGUGGGCAUGCCGCUGCUGAUGGCGAUGGUCGCGCUGGCGGUGCUGUCAUUCAUCGGCAUGAAGGACCUGCGCGCUCGAAAUGCCGCCACUUCGUCCGAUGAUACCGCCGCGUUCAUGCCAGUGAUCUCGGCAUUGAAUGCAGUGGCUAUCAUCUUGCUCGAUAAAGUGUACUCCAAGGUGGCGCAUGGCCUCACACAUUGGGAAAACCAUCGCACCGUCAGUGACUUUGAAUCGAUGCUGGCACUCAAGCUGUUUUGGUUCAAGUUUAUCAACGCGUUCAUGUCGCUGUUCUGGACGGCGUUUGUCGAUCGUGAAUUCGACCGGUUGCGCUAUGACUUAAUGACAAUUCUCUUUUUUCGCCAAGCGUCGACGAUCUUGAUGUCCAACUUGGUACCCCUCUUGCUAGUGCGGUAUCGGUGGCGACAGCAUGGCUUUCGAAUACUCGAGCUCUUUGUCACCAGUGAUCCUUCAACUACUCGUGAGAAGACAGCACAAUUCUCUACAUGGUAUUAAAAUCACCACUCUUCCCACAAGUAUGUGUAGCUACGCAAGUUCCGAUUUGCUCCACAAAUGAAGACGCAGUGCCUGUUCCUGUGGGCAUCCGUAUGCAGCAGAUGAUGGUGGCGCCUCCGCAUGUCUUGGACAAACAGAUCGACGCCAUGAUUCGAUUUGGCUACGUGACGAUGUUUCUCACCGUUUUUCCGGGCGCGCCGUUCUUUGUCGUGUUAACCAACACGUUGGAAAUGCACUUGGACGUCCAGUGCAGUUUGGAGGCGCACCGACGCCCGUCGUUCGAUGGAGGCGCGGAAAUUCCCGUGUUUCAGAGCAUACUGGAGUUUAUGAGCUUGUACGUCGGAUUAUGUCCCCGCUUCGAACCCGAGGACAUUGCAAGAAGACUUCGUUGUUUGUGUGUGUACUAGUACGUAUCAUGUUAUCGUUGUGGGGUAGUGCUGCGGUGACGGUCAACUGCGCGUUGCUGUACCUGACCACGGACAUCCAUGCGUACUUGCCGACGUCGUUCUUUGCAGCCGACGCCGCCACGUCGACGGCCAAGCUGUGGGUGCUCCUCGGUGUGGAACAUCUUGUCUUGGGCAUCAAGGCUGCCAUGGCGUUAGGCAUUCCCGACUCGCCGCCGUGGGUCGACGCAUAUUACGCCAAACUAGCCAAGACGCACUUGAUAUCGCCACCGCCCACGCGGAGUGCCGAGGUCACGGCUGUGGGAGAAGCAUCCAAUAAUGCGGACAAACAUGGUUCAUUCGAAGUCGAAACGAUGGAAUGUAUGGAACAACCUACUGUCGACACCAAGGAUUCGGGACAGUUUGAUAUUGCUCCAGACGACCAAGUCCUCUUCGCGCUGCCCCCAGAGAGUUUGUCAACUCGAACUAGCUUCGUAGAUGGCACCACGGCCAUACCUGCUACCACAAGUUCUUCCAAGGAGAACGUUCCAUCGACCUACGAGAAACAGUCUCUGACGAUUCAGGCGCUUCAAAUCGAAUUGGCCGCCAUGCAGGCUUCUCGAGACGCAGCGCUGGCCCGCAUCCGAGUCCUUGAGAGCCGCGCAAGUACACAAGACGAUGGCAGUUGCAGGUUUUGUGAUGGUUGCGCUCCGUGUACUGUCAAGUGCGUCGAGUGCAAAGCCUCCAUGUGUCAAGCUUGCGAUGUCACACAACAUGCAGCAGGACUCAACACUCGGCACAUUCGCAUGGAAGUGGGUCGUGUAGGCUAUGUAGUUCAGGAGCGGCUAGCCCACGUCGAAAAGCUAUUGCAGCAACCUAAUGUGAUCUGUCGUGGCGCUACAUAAUAAUAUGUAAUUCGACUCUGAUAUUG